Molecule: messenger RNA, 983 nt
Organism: Neurospora crassa OR74A
Lineage: Eukaryota; Fungi; Ascomycota; Sordariomycetes; Sordariales; Sordariaceae
Exons: 2
Coding region: 34-501 (155 amino acids)
Molecular function (GO): protein binding
Source: RefSeq, a predicted model, not a curated record
AGCCAACCCAUCUGACGUCCUUUCUUGCCCACAAUGUUUAUUACACCCCAAGAGUCCCACCUGAUUUCCGUGCGCGCGGGGCAGGGCGAUCUUGCUGGACUUGCCAUUAUCGUCAAGAGUCUUGCCCAGCGGGAAAAGGUGACCGAAGCAGAGGUCUUGAUCUCAUGCAAGGACGACUUCCAGAGAACGGCGGCGCAUAUUGCAGCUCAGCUGGGACAAAGAUCUUCAAUCGAGACAUUGGCAGCCCUGCUCGACUCAAAAGAGGACAAGACCACUUAUUUCAACAUGGCGAAUCGCUUUACGGGCGACCGGCCGGUCCAUACAGCAAUGCGUUUUGGCUACCUUGAGGUCUUGAGGACACUGGUCAUGCAUGGCGCUGACCCGACAGCCAAGAACCGAUUCGGAGAUACGGUAUUAGACUAUCCGGGGGAAUAUGAGAUGGACGAGGUCAAGAGCAUUGUCGACGAAUACAGGGCAAGGUUUCCACAGACCACGACAUGAGUACGUUGGCGAGGGAAGAGAAGACAGCAAGUAUGUAUCAAACGAAGGCAUCAAGGAGUUGGCACCGCCUUCUAAUCGGGCGGAAGUCGAGCAAUGAGCAUGUAUUUUCCGGAAGGCCCAAACACACCACGUUCCCUAUCUGCUGGUUCAGUUGUCCACUGAUCCUCCUUCCUACACUGGCAGGCUGGGUCUCUCGUGCUGAAUCGAGAAGGCGGUCGUCUUCAAGGCUUGGAACUGACGUCAAGAACGGGCCAAAGGAAACAUGUACUGGGGGUGCUCUCCUUCCUUGUGAGUGAAGAUGGAGAAAGCAAAAUUGAUCAUGAAGGUUUUGGUUUUCUCUUUUACUGUACUGCCCAAUAUCCCUUCACGAUCUCGCCAUGCAUCAGUUUUCAUGAGCAAGCAUCAUUCCGAAGACGGGCUUUUGGCUGAACACCCUGCAUAGUACUUAGAUUUGAUAUCAAUUCGACCUCUUCUCCAUCAUG